CAGUGAGGAGUGCAGAGAGUGAGAGAAAGACAACCAGGAUCUCACUGCCUUAGCUACGAGCAUCCAAAAGAGGCCAAUGUAGAUGCUGGCACAAAGAGGGAAAAGAGAACAGGAGAAGAAGGGGUGGGAAAAGCCAGUGAUUCGGGGGCUUCUGAAGCUUGCCUGGCGUGGAGUCUGAGCUGGAGGAUGGGCAGGACAUCAGUUUGACUAUGUGCAGCAACAGCAGCACCUUCACAUCAAGGAUGGACUGACCCUGGAGAGGGAAGAAUUUAGCACAUAAGGAGCAAACGUUUGAAGUCCCACUAGAUUAAUGUAGGUAUCAGGAGAAGACAACUGCCUGCCUCCCCUUAUGCAGGGGUUACCAAGAGUGUGGAAGCAUGGAGGAAAGUCGAAAUGAGAAGACAAAUGAAGCCCAUAUUCUCUUUGACCGAUUUGUCCAGGCCAGCACCUGCAAAGGAACACUGAAAGCUUUCCAAGAGCUUUGUGACUAUCUGGAGCUAAAGCCCAAGGACUAUCGUUCCUUCUACCACAAGCUCAAAUCCAAGCUUAAUUACUGGAAAGCCAAAGCCCUCUGGGCAAAACUGGAUAAACGGGGCAGCCACAAAGACUACAGAAAGGGGAAAGUGUGCAGUAACACCAAGUGUCUCAUCAUUGGAGCUGGGCCUUGUGGCCUUCGCACAGCCAUUGACUUGUCCUUACUGGGAGCCAAGGUGGUGGUCAUUGAGAAACGGGAUGCCUUCUCCCGCAACAACGUCCUACAUCUCUGGCCAUUUACCAUACACGACCUGAGGGGUCUGGGUGCCAAGAAGUUCUAUGGCAAGUUCUGCGCGGGGGCCAUUGACCACAUCAGCAUCCGGCAGCUCCAGUUAAUCCUUUUGAAGGUUGCUUUGAUUCUUGGCAUUGAAAUCCACGUCAAUGUGGAAUUCCAGGGGCUUGUAUACCCCCCUGAGGACCAAGAGAAUGAACGAAUAGGUUGGCGGGCACAGGUACACCCCAAAACACAUCCUGUAUCGGAGUAUGAAUUUGAAGUGAUCAUUGGAGGGGAUGGCAGGAGGAACACCUUAGAAGGGUUUCGUCGGAAAGAAUUUCGAGGCAAGUUGGCCAUUGCCAUCACAGCAAACUUCAUCAACCGCCAUACCACAGCAGAAGCCAAAGUAGAAGAGAUCAGCGGCGUAGCCUUCAUAUUCAAUCAGAAGUUCUUCCAGGAGCUUCGAGAAGCUACAGGUAUCGAUUUGGAGAACAUUGUCUACUACAAAGAUGACACACACUACUUUGUUAUGACAGCCAAAAAGCAGAGUUUACUAGAUAAAGGAGUGAUAUUGAAUGACUAUGCUGACACAGAACUCUUACUGUCUCGGGAGAAUGUAGACCAGGAGGCUCUGCUCAGCUAUGCCAGGGAAGCAGCUGACUUCUCUACCAAUCAGCAACUGCCUUCAUUGGACUUUGCCAUCAAUCACUAUGGGCAACCAGAUGUGGCCAUGUUUGACUUUACCUGCAUGUAUGCAUCAGAGAAUGCAGCCCUGGUUCGGGAACAGAAUGGUCAUCAGUUAUUGGUGGCCCUGGUUGGGGAUAGUCUGCUUGAGCCUUUUUGGCCGAUGGGAACUGGAAUAGCCCGUGGCUUUUUGGCUGCUAUGGACUCAGCCUGGAUGGUCCGAAGCUGGUCUCUAGGAAUUAGUCCCCUGGAGGUCCUAGCAGAAAGGGAAAGCAUUUAUAGGUUGCUGCCUCAGACCACUCCUGAGAAUGUGAGUAAAAACUUCAGCCGUUACAGCAUCGAUCCUGUCACCAGGUAUCCCAAUAUCAAUGUCAACUUCCUGCGGCCAAACCAGGUGCUUCAUUUAUAUGACACAGGAGAGCUGAAAGAUGUUCACCUGGAAAUGGAGAACCUAGUGAACUCUCAAGUAACGCCAAAGCUCACCCGAAAUGAGUCUGUAGCUCGUUCCAGCAAGCUGCUAGGCUGGUGCCAAAGGCAGACAGAUGGCUAUGCUGGAGUGAAUGUGACAGAUCUUACCAUGUCCUGGAAGAGUGGCCUGGCUCUUUGUGCAAUUAUCCAUAGAUACCGCCCUGAUCUCAUAGAUUUUGAUUCUUUAGAUGAGCAUAACACAGAGAAGAACAAUCAACUGGCGUUUGAUAUUGCUGAAAAGGAAUUAGGAAUUUCUCCCAUCAUGACAGGGAAGGAAAUGGCUUCAGUUGGGGAACCAGACAAGCUGUCAAUGGUGAUGUACCUGACCCAGUUCUAUGAGAUGUUCAAGGACUCCAUCCCCUCCAGUGUUACUUUGGAUGCUGAAGAGAAAGCGGUCCUAAUUGCUAGUACCAAAUCCCCCAUCUCCUUCCUUAGCAAACUUGGGCAGAGCAUCUCCCGGAAGCGCACUCCCAAGGAUAAGAAAGAGAAGGACUUGGAUGGUGUGGGGAAGAGAAGGAAGACCAGUCAGUCAGAAGAGGAGGAACCCCCUCGAGGUUACAGGGAAGAGAGGCCCACUCUGGUAAGCGCCCUAACCGAGAGGAGGAUUGAUGUUGCUAUUGGUAACCAGAAUAAAGUGAAGUCCAUGGCUACCCAACUACUGGCAAAAUUUGAGGAGAAUGCACCACUACAAUCCACUUCUGGCAUAAGGAGACAGCCCAUCCACGAACGUUGUAUCAGCCAGCCAUCCGGCAGACAGCCUGAGCAGGGCCGCCCUGCUCCGAUACCUCAGUGGAAACAGCGACGGCGAAAGGAAUGUUCUCGGACAUGCCCGAAAAAAGUGAUUACACUUUCUUCUCCUUCCAUUCCACCUUCUUCUCGAUUAUAUUGCAGUCAACAGACGUACAGGGAUCUUGAUGCUGACAACCGUGGCAAGCAGAGUCCUCAAUAUGAAAGGCAAGAAACUGAACCUUCUCGUCGAUUUUUUGUUGAGCAAUGGGAGCUUUCCCUUAGCCUCCGUUCCUCCAACCGCCCUGCCUCACCCUCCUCUGACUCUCUCCGACAGAAGUAUAUAAAGAUGUACACGGGCGGAGUGAGCUCAUUGGCUGAGCAGAUAGCCAAUCAGCUUCAAAGGAAAGAACAGCCCAAAACCCUUCUAGACAAGAAGGAACUGGGCUCAUUGAAGAAGGAGUUCCCCCAGAAUAUAGGAGGCAGCGAUAUUUGCUAUUUCUGCCGUAAGCGAGUCUAUGUGAUGGAGAGGCUGAGUGCUGAAGGGAAGUUCUUCCAUCGAAGCUGCUUUAAGUGUGAAUACUGUGCUACUACCCUACGCCUGUCUUGCUAUGCAUAUGACAUAGAGGAUGGUAAAUUCUACUGUAAACCUCACUACUGUUACCGACUUUCUGGAUAUGCACAGAGAAAGAGACCAGCAGUGGCUUCUCUGUCUGGGAAGGAGACUAAAGGGCCCCUGCAGGACGGCACCACAGCAGACAGAACCGGACGCUCCGACUCUACCGCCAGCGCAGUGGAGAGGACUCCAGGUUCAAGUGUGAAUGGCUUAGAGGAGCCCAGCCUUGCCAAGAGACUGAAGGGUACCCCAGAACGGAUUGAGCUGGAGAAUUAUAGACUGUCCAUGAAACAGGCAGAAGAACUUGAAGAGGUUCCUGAGGAAACCCUAGCAGAACACAAUCUGAGCAGCGUGUUGGACAAAGAGACCGAAGAGGACGUGGCAAGCAGCAGUUCAGAGUCUGAGAUGGAGGAGGAAGAUGAAGAGGAAGAAGAGGAGGAAUCCCAUCUUCCCCCUUCAGACCUGGGAGGUGUACCUUGGAAGGAAGCUGUGCGCAUCCAUGCUCUUCUAAAAGGGAAGAGUGAGGGGGAGCUGGAAGCCUCGAAAGACCAUGAACCUGGGAGCGAAGAAGAGGAGGAAGAAGAAGAGGACGAGGAGGAGGAGGACGAUGACGAAGAAGAAGAAUCUAGUGAAGAGGGAGAGUAUUGCCCCUGGAACAAAGAGCUCCAGCAAAGCCACUGGCUUCAGCAUAACUCAAGUGAAGAGGACCCGGGUACAUUGAAAGCUGGGAAUCUGAAGCUACAGCAGAUUGUAAAUCUAGUCGAUCCUCUGGAGAUCCAGGCAGAUGUACAUUGGACACACAUUCGUGAAAAAGAGGAGGAGGAUAAAAUGGUGUCUACCUCCAAGUCCUCCAGUUCCAGAGCCCCAUUUGAUGAAAAUGACCUGGAGGAAGAUGUGGAAACAGAGCCUGCAGAGAUGGAGGGAGAGGCAGCAGAGGACGGAGACACUGGAGACACUGGUGCUGAGCUGGAUGACGAUCAGCGCUGGUCUGAUGACAUCCCAUCUGAUGCUGAAGCUGAGUUGGGUUUACAGUGCCAGGAAGCAAUAAAAAGAGAGCUAAAGCUUGAAGUAUCAGAGAAGGAAGAGGAGCAGCCAACCUCCCUACCGCACCAGCAAGGAGAAGGUCCCUCUCCACACUCUAGCCCUAGCAAGUCUCCUCUAGAAAGUCCUGGUCUACUCUCCACAGUUAGCAGAGCAAAAGCAGAGGACGUCCAAAUCCCCUUCUCUUCAGUUUUCAAUAAAGAGAAAUCUCCAGAGGAGCGUUUUUUCCCAGAUAUAUUCCUCAUCAAAGAAAAGCCAGAAAUUGAAAUUCCCGCUGACCAGAAGGUUUUAAACACUUCUGCAACACUGUCUCCUAUCCGAUCCCAGCCAGCAGCACUGCCAGAAGCCAUCAUGACCACUUCCCCAGUUAUGUCUCCACCUGUGUCCCCUUCAGUGGCUUCUACUUCACCUUCCUCACCACUUCCCAUCUGCUCUCAGCCCCAGCCUUCCUCUGAAACAUCCAUUCCAUCCCCCACAGAGUCUCCUAUAUGUUUCCAACCUAGUCCAAUAAUAACAUCCACUCCUCUGGUCUCCCUCACCCGUAAGGACCAAGAUGAUGCAGUGGAAAAGCCGCGCAGUCCGGUUGCUGCAGAUGAAUCCAUAAAACGGAAUGACCUCGUGGAGGAAUUUUGGUUAAAGAGUGCUGAAAUACGCAGGAGCCUUGGGCUCACCCCAGUGGAUAGAAAAAAGGGUACUGAACCAAGUUUCACUUUGCCCAGCCUUGAUUCUGUGUCCCUAAAAUCAUAUCCAACCAAGAAGGUAUCUCAAGAUGAAGAAAUCCAUCUUUUAAAGCCUCAGCCUUCUCCUAGAAGGCCAGGCAUACCAAAGUUAGAUAGCGAUCAGCCAUCACUGCUGACUCCUAAAUCACCAUCUGAGAAAGAACUGAAAAGCUUGAUCCAUGAGGAGAGGAAAGACUUGUCCAGCAGCUCUGGCCUGGGUCUUCAUGGGAGUUCCUCCAAUAUGAGGACCUUGGCCAGUCAGAGCUUUAAUACCUCUGACUCAACCAUGCUCACACCACCCUCAAGCCCUCCUCCUCCCCCGCCACCAGAUGAGAAACCAGCAACUCUUCGAAGAAAGAAACAGGCUUCCUGGCAGAAUGAAACUGAAUCCAAGCCUUCACCUACUACUCCCCCUGUAGUCAUUGUUCGGCCCCACCAAGAACCAUCCCAGCCAUCCAGGGAAGAGGUGCGGAAGUCAUUUGUAGAAAGCGUUGAUGAGAUUCCAUUUGCUGACGAUGUGGAAGACACCUAUGAUGAGAAGACAGAAGACACGAGCUUCCAGGAAAAGUUCUUCACCCCACCCAGCUGCUGGCCCUCUUCAGAAAAACCUCUCUACCUACCCUUGGCCAAGGAAAAUGGAAAGUUGCCCACUUUGGAAGGUGAGUCCCAAAAAGAAAAGAGGGGGCUGCCUGUGGUGUCUCCAGAAGCCAAGGAACUGGCCAAAGAGCGGAUGAAGGCCAGAGAGAAAUCUGUGAAGAGCCAGGCAUUGCGAGAUGCCAUGGCCAAGCAGUUAAAAAAGAUGAAAGAGAUGGAGAUGACAGCCGCCGCUUCAGCUGGAACCUCUAGGAUCUUAAACAGGGCAGUUUCCUUGCCUUCCAAGACGAGAGAGCAACUGGUCUCAGAACCCCUAAAGCAGUCAGCUCUCAGAAGAUCUGAGGUGCCCACCCUAAAGCAUGAAGCAACCAGUGAGGAGUUCUUUUCCCCGCCGUCUGAUUCAGGAGGCCCUGAUGGUUCUGUCACAUCCUCUGACGGUUCUAGUGGAAAAAGCAAGAAAAGAUCUUCACUCUUCUCCCCCCGAAAAAACAAGAAAGAGAAGAAGUCCAAGAAUGAAGGGCGGCCGCUAGAAAAGCUCAGUGGGAACGUCCUGGAGGAAUCAGCUGCCAAGCCUAAGUCUUUAUGGAAAUCAGUAUUCUCAGGGUACAAGAAGGACAAGAAGAAGAAAGUAGACAAUAAAUCCUGCCCCAGCACUCCAUCCAGUGGUGCCACAGUGGACUCUGGGAAGCGUAAGAUGUCUCCUAUGGUCAGAACAGAGCUGCAACUCCGUCGACACCUGAGUUUCUCAGAGGACUCUGAUCUCUCCAGUGAUGAUGUCCUGGAGAGGUCCUCCCAAAAGUCCAAGCGAGAGUCGAUUUAUGUACCACACGUCUUGGCAUUCAAGAGGUCAUAUCCAUCAAAGCCAAGGACCUAUACUGAGGAGGAGCUAAACGCCAAACUGACCAGGCGAGUACAGAAGGCUGCUCGGAGACAAGCUAAGCAAGAAGAACUCAAGCGAUUACAUAGAGCCCAGAUUAUCCAACGACAGCUGGAGCAGGUGGAAGAGAAGCAGAGGCAGCUAGAGGAGAGAGGAGUCGCAGUAGAAAAGGCUCUCCGUGGUGAAGCAGACUAUUGGGGAGAGUCUUAUUACAGUGACAUCAUCGACUUGCAUCUGGGUGGCAUGGGGAAGAAGGAUGAUCCAAAGCUGAUGCAAGAGUGGUUCAAGCUGGUACAAGAGAAAAAUGCCUUGGUGCGCUAUGAGUCAGAGCUCAUGAUAUUCGCCCGGGAACUAGAACUAGAAGAUCGGCAGAGUCGGUUACAGCAAGAGCUCCGGGAACGGAUGGCUAUAGAAGAUCACUUAAAGACAGAUGAAGAAUUAUUAGAAGAGAAGAGGAUUCUGAAUGAGAUGUUAGAGGUGGUGGAGCAGAGGGACUCUCUGGUGGCCUUGCUCGAAGAGCAGAGGCUUCGAGAAAAAGAAGAAGACAAAGAUCUGGAGGCUGUCAUGCUCUCCAAAGGCUUCAACAUGAACUGGUCCUGAGUAUCUGCUCACUCUCACUGGUUGGUCUUUCGUAGCCAUUCGGCAUAGGCUGGGCUCUCCAGAAACCCCUAGCUUGAGAGAUCUGAGAAGGUCUGGCAUUUUCUGAGGGCAGACUUUCAAGUAUCCAUGUGCCUCUUCAACAGUGGAAUUGAGCCUCAUGUGUUUUGGGGAAGACCCUGAGCUAAGUUGAUCAGCUGAGGGAGUCCGGCCACCCUGGAGAACCUGGCUCAAGGGGCCCACCUGAGAUAGAUCCACAGGGAGAAGGAAGAGCACAGAGUGAUUGACACUUAUUAUGGAAAACCCUUUAUCCUCCCAAAUGGACUACAGUUGAUCCUUUUCCCAUUUCCUCUACUAACCUGUUCAAUUAGAGAAGGAAGUGAAGAGACUCCCUCUUUGUUGACAUCACUGCUACUAUGGAGUUAACUUCCUACUGGGGGGGGGGGUCUAAGUAGCCAAAGGGAACAGCAUUUUUACCUAUUCUUCCUAUAACCCCAUGAAAGAAACCUAAAAAACACACCCGACCCUGAGAACACCCAAGAGAGUAAAAGUACCAUUGUCAGGCUGGGGUCGAGCCAUCCAUCUUGGAGGUCAGGGAUGGUGGCUAAGAGUGCUGUCUAGGGAGGUCUCUGGAGUUAGCUCUACAAGUGAAGAGGGUACAUAAGGGAACAACCCUACACUACACGAUUUAGAGAAAGUUCAUUUAGAGUGUGUGGCCCAAGCAUCCCAUGGCCCAAGCACUUUCCUGUGGCAAGGACCCCAGGCCGGGGGAGUGCUACCUUUCACCUUUGUUUUGAAUUGCAACUAUUUUGACACUGGAAAAUACUGACUUUGAGGGACGGCGGGGUCAAGGUCCCAGGUUUCAGACCCCAACUGAGGGCUGCCUCAGGACAGAAAGUUAUUGACACUGUUCAGUACUUUAAGUUGGGAAAGGAGAAUAUGUUUUCCUUAAAUUUUUUUCCUGUGUUUGCACAAUGAAAAUGAAGCAAAGACCUGACAGGACCCUCGGUCACUUUGAACCCUUUUUUUUUUGUCAAUUAACUUAUUUUUUUUAAUACUUGAAAAGAAGCAAGUUCGCUUUUUAUAUCUUUACAAGAAACACAAAUCAUUCAGUGCUCGAAUGAGGGAGUGCCAGACAUCUGUCUUACAUCAUUCGUCAUCCAGUCGGCAACUGACUGAAGUCUUGGUUACAUGCGUCUAUUUAUUCGUGUCGUUCAUGAUAUUUCUAGCUUGUUAUUCUGGUAGGCUUCAGGGAAUAGAACACAACCCUUUUGUGACCUAGUCUUUUUCUUGUUUUAUCUGAAGGCUUGUUCUGUGCCCUCUUGUGUGUCCUAUCCUGGCUGAGACCUGAUCUUGGUGCCAAGCCUCCUCUGACUUGGAGAAUAGCGUGUCUCCAGGACCCAACUUUCCCUUUCCCCCUGUGCUUCAGAUUUGCAAAUGGGUAAUAGUCAUGUGUCAGAGAAUAUAUUUCCAUUAAUAUUCAAGGCAAAGCCAAGAUUAUGACACCAACAUUCUGUCCCCUACCCCGUCCCCUCCUCCCCGCCUUGGUUUCUCUCCUAUUGUGAGAUCCUGGCUCUGAAAAAGCUGCUCUUCUCACAUCUGACACCAAGGGUUUCUCCUACCAAAAAUACACUUAUAAAAGAAGGUAGUGGAGUUAACCUUUUUUAUUGACUAGGUCGAUUGACACUGAUGCAUCUUAAUCCGGUGGGCAGAAGCCUCACUAAGGAGAAUUCCUCAUACCAAACUCGUUAUAAAGAAAUGCACGGGAUACAGCAAGACUUUAUACUAGUAGAUUUGGGCAGAAUUUCCAGGCAAACAGAUGAAUUAUAUUUGCUCCCCUCUUCUCCAAAAUGAUAGAGGGAAGCAAGCCCUACAAUCCUGGAGCUGAUUAGCCUCUUGCAAGCAGCAGCUUGAACCAAGCUCACUGCAGUUUGUCGGAGUUCACCCAGAAGCUAGCUUCUCAAAGUUCCCAGUUUCACUAUAGCUUAGACCAACCCAGGCGUCUGAUUGCUGUCACUGGGAGUAUAUGGUGAACUAAGGGAAGAUGUCGUCUUUGCCAGACCAGGUGUACUCUGUCCAACUCUUGAUUAGGCUGAGUGAUGUCCAUAGAGAACUAAAGCCUUGGCACCUCUCAGAAGCAACCUGUGGAUAAGGCAAGAAUCAGAUCUGACCUUGAAAUUUAUGUGUGGGGGGGGUCAUUUUGUGCCUCAACCAUAACAUCCUCCUUGGAUCUCAGUUUCCUCAUCUGUAAAAUGAGGGGGAUUGACUAGAUGGCUUCUGAGAUCCCUUCCAGCUCUAAAGCUAUAAGCCUUUUAACAAUGAAAGAGUAGAUUUUAUCCCUUAAUCCUUUCUGUCUAAAAGCUGCCAUCUUUUCCUGUGGAAAUCCCCCACUGACAAGCUGCUAAGUAUCACCACAAGUUCUGACUUUUAUCCCUAUCUCCCGUAUUUCUAGUAGAGAAGUCUCCAUUUUUGCUCCCUUUUCUCAAAAAGAAAGAUGUUUAGUACUCCACCUUUGAGUCCCCCAGCUUUCCAUGAAAUGGAGACCCCCUCCCCCCACCUCAUCCCCCCUGUAGUGUAUUGCACACUACUCUAUAACUGACUAUGUGGCCUUCUCACUAAUCUCACCACCCCAUUGGUCAAGAGUUAAGGAUCAAUUCAGGAUUAAAUCCUAAAUUACUUAAAAGGAUAUCACAGUGGUGGUGAUGAUAAUGCUUCAAGUAGCCUAACGUAGCAGCUUUCUCAGAUGUUACUUUUAGAAUGUGAAUAUUCACACUACUGCAUCCUAUUAAAUCACAGUCUGUUUGUAGUCUCAGCCAGGGGAAAGUGGUGUGCUAAACAUACUAUGCAUAUAGAAGAGGCUUAAUAAAUAUUUAUGGAAUUGAAUUUGCAGAAAGAACAUAUAAAAAAAAAAUACUACAAGCCUGCAAAAUGUUCCCUAGUUCUUCCAGUCAACAGUAUUAUGACUUCAUUGUGGUCAAUGACGGGAAAUGUAUCAAUUACCUGCAAAAAGUCUAUGUUUUAUAUUUCCUACCUUUAUUCAGAGUCUUAAUUACUCCUUACGAAGGAGCCUGAGCUCCUUUGAGUCCAGCCUGAUAUUUUUCAGGCUAUAGAAGUUUUUUAAAUUCCCAUUUUUGUUAACCACUGUUUUGCAAAUUUUCUUAGUACACUGGCAACAUGAGUAGCAUGAAAAGUUUCCCAGCUCUGGAAACAUGUCAUAUUCUCCAGCUAAGCUUUCUUUCUGAGAUCUUAGUUCCUGAAAAACAGGAUCCCUGGUUCAACAGAAAUUCCAGAAUUGCUUUAUAGUGAACACAAGCACAAAAAGACAUAACAGCUUGGGGGUAACAGGAUCCCCAUUGUUUGAAGGGAAAGCUCUUUGCUUCUGAGUCUCCCAGAUCACUUAGCAAUAUGGCUAGGUACCUCUCUUGGUUUGUGAUCCUGCCCGUGCUCAAACCGGUGCCAUCUCUGUGUGACAGUGCCAUGAGUUUGGAAUCUAGCUUUGGUACCUUGCUCCCAGACUGAUUCUAACCAGCACCAAUGGAACAAUCAUCUACUCCCAUCAAACAGAAGUAUUUUUGCAGUAUGGUGAGAAGGGGGGAGAGUAGAAGAGGGAAGACAUUGGACCUGCCUGACCAAGAAAAAUGGUCCAUUUUAUGUGCACAAUAAAAGUUUUAGAAAGAAAUACAUGAUGUAUUUUUUAGGUAUUUUAGUGACUAUAGUUAACCACUCUGCAUUUCCUUCACUGUAGUACCUUAUUCAGGCAAGCAGACACAACUGUCUGAGAAAAGCCCCUACUACAUAUUUUACAUAUAUACAUAUAUUUGUGUAUGUAUGUGCAUACAUUGGAAAAUACAUGUUUUGUAAAGAGCAUAACUUUCAUUGGCAUUUGUUCCUUUAAUCCAUCUGUAAAACUCCCUUCUCAUCUCUUGAACUCCCACACGAGGCAGUAGCUGAUCAAGUUCAUCACGGCCAAAAAUGAACAGGCCUCUAGCGAGCUGGGACCACACAACACAGUUCACUCAUAAACAGAGAUUCUUCAUGAAGCUAAAUAAUUCAUUUUGUCCUAGAUCCCUUCCCAGAGCUGUUUCCCCCCUAACUAGAUCCCAGUCCGAGAAGUAUCCUCAGGGGAAAUGACCCAAGCUCCAGACAUGGUUCACCAUCUUUAGCACAAUUAAGCAAAUGAGCCGCUACCCCAUAGCUUCAAAACCCAUUCAGCUGAUAGGAACGGAUAGUUCCCUAGAACGGGCUAAGUCCCACCUUCCUUGGUCGGAAGUCAGUCCGAAUGGAAAUGAAAGGAAUUCCAAAAAUUUUCAUUCCUUUCCACCCAAGGCCUUCUCUGUACCUUUUUCCAAUAUUUCUCCUGGCAUAAAAUAAGAUGAUGUCACCUGCUAACUCUAUUCCCCCUGGUAAAUCAAGACUUCUCUCCAAAUUCAGUUUGCUUCUCGGAAACAUGGUUGGUUCCAUGACAAUCAGAAAAACUACACCCAAAAACCUGUUUUUCUUUUUUCAGUUGGAGAAUAAGAUGUAGCCAUGCAUGACAAAUGGAGGCAAGUCUAGAAAAAGUGAGUUAGAGGUCAUCACCAUGGAUGCGUCCUGGAAGCUAGAGCAGCUGGUUAACUAAGUGUUUGCCUCAAGGGAAAGAGAAUCCACCAGCUGUCCCAGAAAUGGUAAUGGAAGCACAGGAUGAGGAUGAUGUGGAGGUCUCAGAAAGGAAAGCAAAGAACAUAGCUGAUGAGUUUGGACUGGCAAAGACAAGUCCUGACAGGCACCACUGCUUAUCAGUGGGAUUUCAUUACCCAGCUUAGUUUUUUAUUUCAGAGAUGAAACCACCUCUUCUCUAUGCUUCAAAUAUGAAUGCUAAGACUCUGAGAGUCAAUAAACCUAGUGCUAUCAUAUAGGGAAUAGAGGCAUUCUCUGUAGAGACACUGCAGUAGCCAGGUAAGAAGGAAGGCUCGGGGUGAAUACUAGCUAAUGGCAAGCAUCCAUGGGCUGAGGAAGAGGAAAAGCCACCAUGGAGUAGUUCCAAACUUUUGAUCUUACCUACUACACUCCCAGGACUGCUGGUCAUUGUACCCAGUUAAAAUGCACUAGUCUGAAGUAAUAAUGCAUUAGGGCAGAAACAGGAGUAGCGAGAAUUAUCUUUUCAUCUUGAUCUGUUUUACUAGCCUUAAUAGUCAUUGUGUUGGGGGAAAGUGAUUCCUCUUAAGCCUUCCAAAUCCAUUCCAUCUUCUCUGUCAAGGUUGUCCAAAGCAUUAGCUAUAGAACCCUUUCAGUGCUAUCCAGUGAGGAUGGACGGGUAGAGUAGUCCGAAGUGUUAGAAUGAAAAUAGCGUCUCCUACUCAAACUGGUCCUCUUCUUAAGCACCAGCGGCAAGCACUAGAGAGCAAGUCUUGCUGGAGGCGCCAGAUAGUUAAACUGCCCUGAUAGCCAGUCCGUGUGUUUUCAUGAAACCCCGGUAGACUGCCCCAAGACUUUGUUAUGUGUGGAUUUCUUCCAUCCUCCAAAGUAAAUAUGGUCCUGGGGUGGCUCGCUUCUUGACACACUUGAUAAGAUAGCCCAGCCCCGUCAGCAUAAGGUUAGCCGCAGCUGGGGCUUUAAAGGGAAUGUUGAACUGUUCAUCCAAUCUCCACAGCAAUCUCAAGCACAGAGAUGUAGGUGCCAGCGGCUGCUGCCUCAGGUGGCCACGCUAGUAGGCAGAGCAGAGGACUGUUCUUCAGUCCUCACACCUUUCAGUCCAGGCAUGACUUUCUUAACUUAGGAGCUGUCAUUCCCAAAUUUCACAGGAUUCGGGAUCUUAGCAAGAGCAAGAUCUGACACCCUCCCCCACUUAGGCCUUCGCAAUAGCCAACUGUAGAGAACGUCCCAAUAUCCAAGAAUAAAAUUGGAUGCACCCGUGCAGCUUGCACAGGGAAUCUCUUAGCCCUCCGUGUUAGAAAAGUUGGAUCUUAUAUGACCUAGUUUUAGUAGCUGCUACACAAGUCUGCCAGACUUCUACUAGAUUUUCCCCAAAUAGUUAAGAUAUUGGCCCCAGGUCCCAGGCAAUAUUUCCUUUGUGGAUAAUGCUCACCUUCCUUUGUAGAGGGUAGCUCUCCAUAUGAUGUUACCAAAAGUGAAAGUGUAUGUGUGAGAGGUAGAGGGAGAACACAAGCCGCCACAGGUAACUAGAAGAAGUAGUGGUAGGUCAAGCACGUGGAGAAAUUAAUAUUCCUGAUUUUGGUUCCUGCCUGCUUCAGGCAAGUCAUCACCUCUUUAUGCCUCAGCCCCUCUGACUACAAUCAUACCUACCUCACGGGAAUGUUGUGAGGGGUAAUAAUUUAUAGAGUGGUUUGAUAUCCUAAGGUGGAUGGAGCCACAUACUCUCAGUGGACAUUCUUGUUUGAAUUAACAACCUCUUCCUGUGGAGACUGGUCUGAAGUGUACUCCUAAGAGAACCCAACAGGCUCCAAAGAGAAUAUAUUCCUGCUGCCAAGUAAUGCUGUCUUACCUAAGAUCAGUCAAGAUUAUAUGAAGAUUAUUUUUAAGUGCCCACAUCUGGCUCUUUAUUACUUCUCUUCCUACUUGCUAGAUGUUGGCUGCUAGAUAAGCAAUGAGCAAGGCAGCGUUAAGUGCCCUCUACUCUUUCGUCUUCCACUCUUCCUUAAAUACACCCUUAAAAUGUGCUGAAACCAGUCAGCAUUCCCAUAUUCCAACCUCGGAUGCUGUGAGCUCCAUUCCACAGGCAGCCCGAUACUGUGUUAAACAUAUGUUCUCUCCACCUCAGUGUUCUCACGGGGGAAUCAAGGGAAAUGUUAUUGAGGAGUGUAAUUAUUGCCCUCUAUGACAUCAUCAACAAUGAAUCCUACUGAGCAGAAUCUAAGAGGGCGAGGCCUCAGGACCAACAAGGAAUGUGGGACUUCUUAGUGACUGGCACUUUGGAUGGUCAAGAGAGAUGAGCAUGCGUUUGGUGGUGCCUUGUUGAGUAGGAGAACACCUAGACUCUACCUUCCUGUAACUUGGGGAAAUUCACUAGUAUUUUCAGCUAAUGUUAGUCAUGCCCUAGGAGUCUGUCCUCCACAAAGAUAAGGAAAAACUUUUAACUGCCUUGAUUUCCAUGUUCUAAGAGGCUUCUUGUCUGAAGAAGUAAUUAUUCACAUACACACACUUUUUUUAAAAAAAUUACCCCUCAUCAGCCUCACUUUGGAACACAGGAUAAGAUUUCUGGAGCAAAGAAUAAAGGGGUUAGACUACUUUAAGAAAUUCCACUUUGUGUUUCAUGCUAUUUAUUCAAAGCUAGGGAAUGGUCUAUAGAUACGGCAGUCCUAAGUUCUUUGUGGUUCUGAUCACAGUGUUGUGCAGUUAGUAGACCUUAGUGAAGUACUGGGUGCCUGAUCUAUUACACUUGUGAACUAUGGGAAUAUCCCUCACCUUUUCCCUUCAAUAUCAAGAGAGUAAUAUCAAGCAUUCUGCCAGCCUGUACUGCAUGAUGUGGGUCACUACUGGUUCCAAGUUUACAUAAAACUCUGAGGGAUCAGAAAGGGGGGAACACUACCCAGCUCUCAUCUGGCAUAGGUUAGAAGUCGGCCAAGCCCUCAACACAGGGAUGGACAAGAAGAGAUACAACUCCUCUGUCCAAAUUGAAAAUGGUUCCCUCCAUUCCUAGAUGGUAUGAGAAGCAGCACAGGACCGUACAGAAACUCUCCAACGGGAAUUCACAGAGAAUUAGCUAUUGGAAAAGAAAGCUUUUUAAGACUCUAGAUGGAAAAGAUGGAAAGAAUGCCAGAUUGGAAUGGCAUUGCAGGAAUUUUAAAUAAUACACACACAUACACACCAAAUACACUCUAAAUGAAGGGAUUUGCCUCUUGCACCUUCUUCAAGGGUAGGAGAAUUCUGAUAUUCAGACUGUUAAAAGAUAGCUUGUGUAUGGAGUAUAACAGUAAAGAGUAUCUUCUGUGUAGAAAUAAACAUUUUCUUCAGUUUGGUUUUGGUGUACAUGUUUAUGCCCUUCAAAUGGCCAGCAGCUAAAAUAAAGUCUUGUUAUUUUU
This is a messenger RNA of Phascolarctos cinereus (koala), 15088 nucleotides long. The record is from RefSeq and is a predicted model, not a curated record. Lineage: Eukaryota; Metazoa; Chordata; Mammalia; Diprotodontia; Phascolarctidae.